Linum tenue is the source of this 561-nucleotide messenger RNA. Lineage: Eukaryota; Viridiplantae; Streptophyta; Magnoliopsida; Malpighiales; Linaceae. The record is from the annotation of a GenBank genome assembly.
AUGAAGGGGAAGGUCGAGCUGAUCGGCCGGACCGGAAAAACCAAGAUCCGAAGCUCCCCCAUCACCUCCAGAGACGUCUCUUACGUAACCCAAGAAGACGUUUUCCUGGGAACCUUGACGGUGAAGGAAACGCUCUACUUCGGUGCUCGCCUGAGGCUGCCGGAACUUAGCAAUGCCGAGCUCGACGAAGUGAUCGAGGAGACGAUGGACAAGAUGGGUCUCGAGGAAUGUGGGGACACCACGGUGGGGAACUGGCACCUGAGAGGGAUAAGCGGCGGGGAGAGGCGGCGGCUCAGCAUCGCCGUCGAGAUAUUGGCCCAGCCGGAGGUGCUCUGCUUGGACGAGGCCACGACGGGGCUGGACAGUGCUGCGUCGUUCUUCGUGGUUCAGGCGCUGCGCAAUGUUGCGAGGAGCGGGAAGAUCGUGGUCUGUUCGAUCCACCAGCCGACCAACGACGUUUUCCGGCUGUUUGAUGAUCUGCUGCUCAUCUCUGCUGGGGAGGCGGUUUACUUUGGUGAAUGCCAGGGUGCUGUCAAGGUAACUGUUGGGCCGCAUAGUUGA